AUGGCUGCAUCACCCGCCGGUCGUAUGCUGGCCCGUCAGCUGCAACAGAUGCAAUCCGAUAAGGACAUUCCCGGAAUCAGCUGUGGCCUAUUCGAUAACAAUGUUUUCGAAUGGGAGGUCAUGCUGAUGAUUUCUGACGAUGUGAAGAUGUACGGAGGUGGUUUUUUCCGUGCCCGUCUCUCGUUCCCUAUGGAAUACCCCCACAUGCCACCGAAAAUGAAGUUUGAAUCGUCUAUUUUUCACCCAAACAUCUACCCGAACGGUGAUGUCUGCAUCUCGAUAUUGCACCCCCCUGAAGAGGAUAAAUGGGGCUACGAAUCUGCAGCCGAGCGCUGGUCCCCUCCUAACGACGAAAGCCCCGCCAACGUCGAGGCUGCGCGCCUGUGGCGCGAGGACCCUGCCGAGUUUAAAAAGCGCGUGCGUCGGUGCGUGCGGGAGAGCUUGGGAGAUGAAUAA
Molecule: messenger RNA, 456 nt
Organism: Penicillium taxi
Lineage: Eukaryota; Fungi; Ascomycota; Eurotiomycetes; Eurotiales; Aspergillaceae
Product: putative ubiquitin conjugating enzyme
Exons: 4
Coding region: 1-456 (151 amino acids)
Cellular component (GO): endoplasmic reticulum; cytosol
Source: RefSeq, a predicted model, not a curated record